AUGCCGGCGGCUGGGGGAGCCGGGAGGUCCUGCCUCCGCGUCGACUGGCCCUCUGGCUCCGGUGGCUCGGCCCUCUCUGAUGCCGUCUCGGCCUUGAAGCGAGCGCUGGGCCGGUCCCCCUGUGCCGCAGCCUGUGAGCAGGGGCCGGGCACAGCCGCGCUGCCCGAGGAUGUCAUCUGUAAAGUGCACUUGAAGAGCUUCAUGGAGCAGCAGGGCUUGGUGGGCUACGACCCCAACCUAGAUGUCCUUGUCGUGACAGAGGGGAAGCUGCGGUCACUGGCUGAGCUGCAGCAAGCCGUUCUGCAGUGCACGGCUGGAGGCCAGGGGAGCUGCUGCAGCAUCGUGCAUGUGGUGAGCUGUGAGGAGGAAUUCCAGCAGCAGCAGCUGGAUCUGCUCUGGAAGAUUUUGGAUCCAGGAGCCCACACAGCUUUGCAAAAACACCUUGUCUGUGGGCCAGUGAAGGUGACAAACCCCUCAUCGCCCAUCGGGGCAGACCAGUACUUCCAGCUCCGAAAGCGCCAGAUGUACAAAGCUUCCGUGAUGAAGUAUGGGGAGCUUGCGCAAGAUGAGGCCUGGACUGAGGUGAUUGAUACCCUCACAGUGGCUGCCAUCAGGUUUGAGAUGCUGAGCACCGCUCACCGGAGUCAGAUCACCCUGGACCUGGAGGACAGCAGCAUCUCCACAAAGGGAACCAAGAGCGGUGCCUUCGUGAUGUACAACUGUGCCCGCCUGGCUACACUCUUCGACACCUACCAGCAGGCUGUGGAGCGGGGCACGUACCCACCUCUGCUGCCAGCGUCAGAACUGAACUUCUCCUGCCUCCGGGAAGAGGGUGAGUGGCUCCUGCUCUUCAACUAUCUCCUGCCCUUCCCUGAAGUCCUGCAGCAGGCAGCACAGCUGCCCCCACCCAGCAAAGGGAUCCGGAUCACAGCCAACACAGAGAUAGUGUGCAAGUUCCUGAUCCAGCUCAGCAUGGAUUUCAGCUCCUACUACAACCGGGUCCACGUCCUGGGGGAGCCGCUCCCUCACCUCUUUGACCAGAUGUUUGCCCGCCUCCGACUGCUGGGAGCAGUGAGGGACAUGUUCCACAGUGCACUGGCGACCCUGCACCUCCCUCCUCUCAGCCAGAUCUGAGCCACCACUGAAGAGCCGUGCCACGGUGUGACAGGCACCAGGACAAUGAUCCACAAGGGGAAAGACAGGGCGAGGGGCUGCCUGACGGUCAGGCAGGGAGUCAGGGCACGCCUCAGCCCCACGCAGGUGCUUCCCCCUCCUGCUGCCACAUUUUGAGGGUUUGGCUACAUGCACCCCACGGCUGUGCCCAGCGUGGGAGAUGGGUGCACUUGCCAUGUCCGCACCAGCAGGAUGCCUGUGGCACCCUGCAAGCUGGGCUGGGGAGCGCCGGGGGAGGCAGCACCAGGGCACCACAAAGCCAGGCACCAACCUCGCUUCCCUCAAAGCCGUUUAUUGAAGGUUGCUCCAUGCUGGCAGGGAGCUCCUGAGGCUCAAGGCUCCUGUUGGGCCCUGGGCCAGGCCCCGAUACCAGGGUCCAAUACACUUGUUGC
Molecule: messenger RNA, 1565 nt
Organism: Aptenodytes forsteri (emperor penguin)
Lineage: Eukaryota; Metazoa; Chordata; Aves; Sphenisciformes; Spheniscidae
Gene: DALRD3
Product: DALR anticodon binding domain containing 3
Exons: 12
Coding region: 1-1134 (377 amino acids)
Biological process (GO): arginyl-tRNA aminoacylation; tRNA C3-cytosine methylation
Molecular function (GO): tRNA binding; arginine-tRNA ligase activity; ATP binding
Source: RefSeq, a predicted model, not a curated record